AUGUCGGGCAGGCGUCUGCUGGAUGCUAUCCAGUUCCUCAAUGUCUCCAAGACGGUCGCUGCGAAACACCUGGCCAUUCGCCAGCACCAGCUCGAUGUCUACACCCGCACUUCCUCGUUAACUAAGGGCAUCAAGGACCAGGUCGACGGUCUGGUCCUGACCGCACAAGCCGCUGCCGCUUUGGCGCGUCGAUUUAACGACUCGCCGCCGAGCCCUUCGCCGAACGCCGCUCCGGAGCCAUCGGCCGAUAAACCUACCAGCCCCAGGACUAGUGCAACCUCACCCCCUCCGGAUGUGGCACGGAAGCUACAACGUCAGGCUGAAUUUCAGGUCCCGGCUUCCGCCGCUCAAUAUGAGGGCAAUGAGAAUCCGGACUCGUUAAAUGUCAGCCAGCAGCAGGAUGUGUUCUAUGAGCCUUCGAAGCAGAAUGGCCCGGACCUCUCCGCGCUGCCUAGGGUCAAGUUACCGAAGGCGGCCGGCAACGUUCAAGCUGGUGUAGGUGAUGGGUUGAAUGCCGAUGUCUUCCAUGCAGCCACGGGCCCAGAGAAGAAGACUGCGGAAGAGCUCCCUGAAGAGAUGAUGCAGGGUCUCUUCCACAGUCGGAGGGUUGGCCGCAUGCUCUCCGGCAAACCGGCACCCAAGAAGGACUGGAAGCCGGUGGAGCAGCCUCUUCGGCCAAGUCAGCCGACCGUAGCAUUAGACCCUCAAUCCGAGGUCCUUACGAAGGCUCAGGAACAGGAGAUGGCAAAUCUGGGCGCGAGUAUCGCCGAGGAUGUUGUGCCACCUGCGCAAGUCGUGGAAGAGAAGGUGCCUUACCAGAUGUUGGAAUCUCGGGUACCUUCCUCCCGAAUUGGUAGACUCUGGCAGUAUGCCGGGCUAGGCACCUCGAUGGCAUUUGGUGCCGUCAGCGAAACUAUUCGGCGGGCGAGCGGUAGUCAAGACACCGGAUCGGUCAUGUUCAGUGCGGGCAACAUGGAACGAAUGGUGGCCAAGCUGUCGAAGAUGCGUGGUGCAGCUCUCAAGCUGGGCCAGAUGCUCAGCAUCCAGGACUCUAACAUGCUGCCCGAGCCGAUCCAGCAAGUGCUCCAGCGUGUCCAAGACCGUGCAGACUACAUGCCUGCAUGGCAGCGUGACAAGGUCCUAUCUGAUAAUCUCGGACCAAACUGGCGAGACCUGUUCUCCUCCUUCAACGACGUGCCAAUGGCAGCCGCCUCCAUCGGCCAAGUCCACUCGGCCGUUCUCAAAAGCACCGGCAAGCCCGUCGCCGUCAAAGUUCAGUACCCUGGCGUAGCCGACUCCAUUGACUCAGACUUGAACAACCUAUCCAUCCUCCUCACAGCCUCCCGCCUCCUGCCUCGAGGCCUCUACCUCGACAAAACCAUCGCGAACGCUCGCGUCGAACUCGCCUGGGAAUGCGACUACCUCCGCGAAGCAGAAUGUGGCGCACGCUUCCGCGAACUCCUCCGCGACGAUCCUGUCUUCGUCGUGCCCGAAGUCAUGCCCGAAGCCUCCGGGAAACAAGUCCUGACUAUGGAAAUGCUCGAAGGCGUAGCAGUCACCAAAAUCCAAAACUUUACCCAAGAGCAACGCGACUGGAUCGGAACCCAGAUCAUGCGUCUCUGCCUGCGCGAAAUCACAGAGUUCCACUACAUGCAGACAGACCCCAACUGGACCAACUUCCUUUACAAUGCCCGCACCAACCGCCUCGAACUCCUUGAUUUCGGUGCCUCUCGCGAGUACCCCACAAACUUCAUCUCGACCUACGUCCGCACCCUCGUCGCCGCCUCCCGCAACGACCGCGCCCUUUGCCAGGACCUUUCCCUGCAACUGGGAUACCUCACCGGCAUGGAGUCUCAGGCUAUGGCAGAUGCCCACGUCACUUCUGUCGUAACCAUCGCCGAGCCGUUCAUGCUCUCCUCGCCUGAUCUAUACGACUUCCGCAAUCAGACUAUCACGGACCGCGUACGCGCUCUCAUUCCGCUAAUGAUCCGUGAGCGUUUGGCUCCGCCGCCUGAGGAGACGUAUAGUUUGCACCGAAAGUUGAGCGGUGCUUUCCUGCUCUGUGCAAGAUUGGGUAGCCGGGUUCCUUGUAAGGAGUUGUUUGCGGAGGCCAUUCGCAAGGCUGAGGCGAAGGGGUUACAGGUUGACGCGCAGAAAUAG
Penicillium cinerascens is the source of this 2160-nucleotide messenger RNA. Its product is annotated as protein kinase COQ8. Gene Ontology annotation, biological process: ubiquinone biosynthetic process. The transcript has a single exon. NCBI's taxonomy places the organism in Eukaryota, Fungi, Ascomycota, Eurotiomycetes, Eurotiales, Aspergillaceae. Bases 1 to 2160 code for a protein of 719 amino acids. Gene Ontology annotation, molecular function: kinase activity. The record is from RefSeq and is a predicted model, not a curated record. Gene Ontology annotation, cellular component: extrinsic component of mitochondrial inner membrane.